Paramisgurnus dabryanus is the source of this 1263-nucleotide messenger RNA. RefSeq names its product olfactory receptor 11A1-like. NCBI's taxonomy places the organism in Eukaryota, Metazoa, Chordata, Actinopteri, Cypriniformes, Cobitidae. The record is from RefSeq and is a predicted model, not a curated record. Gene Ontology annotation, cellular component: membrane. Gene Ontology annotation, biological process: detection of chemical stimulus involved in sensory perception of smell; G protein-coupled receptor signaling pathway. Gene Ontology annotation, molecular function: olfactory receptor activity; odorant binding; G protein-coupled receptor activity.
AUGAAGGAACCUGAAAAGAACAAGUUCCUGAACGCUCCUGUUUCCCAGACCGGCCUCUUCAACAAGGACAUGCUACAGAGCACAAAGCCUAACAUUUCCUUCACACUGAAUGCAUACAAAAAAAUUCAUGACCUGAAAUAUGUUUUUGUUGCUGUGCUGUUUUUAUUGUACCCAGUUAUUGUCAUUGCUAAUGGACUCAUCAUCUGCAUUGUAUGUCUUGAAAGAAAACUACAUAAGCCAAUGUAUUUCUUAAUCUGCAAUCUGGCCUGUAUAAAUUUAUAUGGUGGAACAGCAGUGGCACCUUUCAUCAUAACUAGAUUCUUAACAGAAGAUGAUCAAAUAACAUGGCUUUCUUGUCUUGUGCAUACCUUUGUUAUAUAUAGCUAUGUUUCCAGUGACAUAACAAACCUAACAGUUAUGGCAUACGACCGAUAUAUUUCUAUAUGUUAUCCUUUAAACUAUGGUAAAAUUGUGACCCCUACAAAGGUGAUUAUAGCUGUUGCAGUUACUUGGUGUUAUCCUUUUGUACGAAUUACAAUCUCUCUCUUAUUUACAGCAAGACUUGAUAUCUGUGGAACCAUAAUUGAAAAAGUCUACUGUGAUAAUUAUUCAAUAGUGAAGCUGGCAUGCUCUGAUAUCUCAUCUUACAACAUACAUAGCUCAAUAUUGAUUUUGUUUGCUAUUGUACUCCCAUUUAUUAUAAUUAUCUACUCUUAUUUAAGGAUUAUCUUGAUCUGUUUGAAUGUGUCACGCCAAACAAAAACUAAACUCUUCAGCACGUGUGUCCCACAUCUAAUAGCAUUAUUCAAUUUUAUCCUUGGAAGUUGUUUUGAACUUACACAAAGUCGGUUUGAUAUGAGACAUGUUCCUUAUGUUUUCCGUGUAAUACUUUCAUUGUAUUUCCUAAUUCUGUCUCCGAUAAUUAAUCCAGUUCUGUAUGGGAUCAGAACUCAAGCAAUAAAGGAUGCUGUCCUAAGAAAACUUUGUAGUAGGAUUUACCAAAAGCAGGUUAAUGUAAGCUGGACUCUGAGUAGUAAAAGAACAAGGUCAGAAUCAGAGGAUUCGCUGGCUGACAUCCCACCAAGCCAGAAUGACAGCUACAGCAAGGUGGAGGAGAUAGCCUCCUCUCCAACCACUGCUAAAGAAAGAAAGCACAAUGCUGAUCAGGCAUCUCUGGGGGUUCCCUCGUUGGGAGGAACACCUCUUGACGAACAGGUUCCAUUUCAGUGCACAAGCGUGUCUCGUGGACGGCACUUGGGCUGA